Conger conger (European conger) is the source of this 2072-nucleotide messenger RNA. RefSeq lists its product as uncharacterized. The record is from RefSeq and is a predicted model, not a curated record. NCBI's taxonomy places the organism in Eukaryota, Metazoa, Chordata, Actinopteri, Anguilliformes, Congridae. The coding region runs from base 93 to 1142 and encodes 349 amino acids. The transcript has 6 exons.
AGAGAACAAGAAGCUAAGUAAAGAACAGUUCAACACCACCUGUGCUUCGUGCUUAUACUUUCACUAUACAAUACAACAUAUUGGCGACGAGGAUGGCUUUACUCAGCCUUACUCCUCCUCCACCAUUCCUACAAACACCUGGUGAACCUACGAUUACUUUUGACGCCUGGGUGAGAAGUUUUAAUACGUACUUGACGGCGCUGUCUGACAAAGAGUUGGCGGACAAAAGAAAACGCGUCUUACUAGUCCAUUGCAUUGGUGUGGAAGCACAAAGAAUUUUCUUUACUCUUGCAACGGGGACCACAUACGACGAGGCAUGCAGAGCAUUGAAGUCGUUUUUCGUCCCUAAAGUAAACGUUGUGUCCGAAAGGAACAAGUUUCGUCUACGUCGCCAAAACGUUGAAUCCUUUUCAGUAUUGGUUCCCCGUGAUCCGAUCUCGGUCUGGGCGGGAAGCUCGGUCACCCUGCCCUACUGGGUCAUCCCAGCCCACAUUGCCGAGUCUCUGAGGCUGGAGAAUGUGUCAGUAGAAGACGAGGGGGAGUGUCAGUGCCAUGCCUGCAGUGACUAUGAUCGGGCGGGAGUUUUUCUCAAUGUGACGGGGAUGUCGCCGAUCUGGUUCCUGGUUGUUUUGAUUCUUCUGCCUGCUGCUGCUGCUGCUGCUGCUGCUGCUGCUGAUGAAUCCUUUUCAGGAUUGGAUCCUCGUGAUCCGAUCUCGGUCCGGACGGGAAGCUCGGUCACCCUGCCCUGCUGGGUCCUCCCUCCCCACAAUGCCGAGUCCAUGCAGGUUCACUGGUUCCAACGGACUCCAUCCUACCAAAUAUCAGUGCUUCUCUAUCGGGAACGUCAGGUGCAGGGGAGCUUCCAGGCCCCGCAGUUCAGCGGGCGGGCAUUUCUGCAGCCCGGGGGGCUAAAGAGGGGAGAUGUAUCUCUGAGGCUGGAGAAUGUGUCGGUAGCAGACGGGGGGAAGUUUCAGUGCUAUGUCAGCAGUGACCGGCACUAUAAUUUGACGGAAGUUUUUCUCAAUGUGACGGUGACUUUACCAAGCACAUCAAGUUCAAGUCCAGGUGAUAAUCAGUCAAGACAGAAGUGCACAGUCUUGUUUGUAUUGGUGGUAUCCUUACUGCUUGCCAUCUUCAUCUGAACUGUUCUGCUCAUAACAAAAAAUAAACAUUUUAACAUGUUCCCCCAACCCCAUGCACGGUCACCACCUGGGUUGGGGACAACUGCUGGAUGCCAGGUUGAUUACCUAAGGUACAAUAGGUAAGCCCAGGUGAUGUUCAGAACUCAAACCCAUUUCAAAAUGUGGGCCUGUAAUGUUGUGUGCCAGUCGAUGGUUUAGUGGCCUGUCAAAUGUACUCAUAGAUCUCUGCUGACUGGAGACCUCCAAGAUAUGUGAAAUUAUAUUUUUGUAUAAAGCUCAUACUGUUAGGUAUUCACUGAGUAUUAUUUCCACUGGUUGUAUGCACUUAAGAAAAAGACCACUAGAGCCCCCCCAUGUAUUUUUGGGGCCCCAAGGAAAUGGUGGAAGGAACUUGUAUUUUUGGGGGCCGAAGGAAAUGGUGGAAGGAGCAUGUAUUUUUAGAACCACACUGAUUCCACAAUACCCAGGCCAAUUGGUGCCAAACCAAUCAGAAUUGACCUAUCCUGAUCACGUCUUAGAAAGUCAUUGUGGCGCAGUGAAAAGAGACACCUGUUGGGAGGAAAUAAGCCUGUUCAGAAACUGUAUAAAAGCCUAUCUGUAACUGAACGAUGUUGGGUCACUCUGCAGAGACACCACAGGUUUAUGAUCGCUGUUAGAGAAUACAUUUUGAUAUUCUGGAAGAUUCUGCCUCAUCCUUUUUAUUGAAAAAUCUUUAAAGAAAUUCUGCACAAAGUCUGGGGAUCUUUGUUUUAGAUUGGGAAAACACAACAACUGCACAUGAAUCAACAUUUUCAGUUUCCACAUCAAUGCCAGGAGCCUCAUCUGUAGUCCCUAACCUGCAUGUCUUUGUAUUUAUUUGUAUUUUUGCAGAAUUUGUAUUGCCAACUGUAGAAAACAGUACUUCAAAUAAAACCCGAGUAUGCACUUUAA